UCUCUCUCUCUCUCUCUCUCUCUGUGUGUAGCGCUCUGCUUUUUUUCUCCAUUGCCUUUCCUCAGCAUCCCCCUUCUCAGAGAUGGCGUGUGUCGGUGCUGCUCGGGUUGCCGGGGCCUAACGUGCACACAGAAAGAAGACCCCCCCCCCCUCUCUUACCGAGAUUUGCUGCAUAUUCCUCGGGUGUCUCUUCUUACUGUGUCCUCCACCACUGCUGCUGCCUCUCAGCUCUCCGCCCACCCCACCUCCCCGUGCGGGUGUCUGGGAGUUUGGCCCUUGGGGGUGGAGGGAAUCAACAUCGUGCUUCGCUGGGGAGCUGUGCAGAAUUAGCCAUGCCCUGCCCAGGGAUCCUAUGACCGGCUGGGUUUCUACAUUCCUGUCCGUGUGCGCACCGGCAGACAACAUAGGAUGACAAUCUGCAGUCAUGAUGCAAGGACUGAAAAAACGAACCAGGAAAGCCCUGGGCUUACGAAAGAGAGACAAGGAUGCAGAUGCAACCAGGAGUUCACCUGACAAAGAAGGAGCUGGAAGCAGAAAGAAAGGAAAUAAAAAGGCCAAUGGAGCCCCAAAUGGUUUCUAUGGGGAGAUUGACUGGGACAGAUAUGCCUCCCCUGAUGUGGACGAGGAGGGCUUCAGCCUCCGGCCCGGUGACGAGGGCGAUGCAGCUUCCAAAGCAAAGCAGUUUUUCUCCUCCAGCGACUCCGAGGAUGACGAGGACAGCAAGAAGAAAUUCAAAAUUAGGAUCAAGCCGCUGGUGCCGGACAGUGCCAAGUGUGUCCCUCCAUCUAUGGAUGAGCUAAAAGCCUCAGUGGGAGGCCUGGCACUCUCUCCAUCUCUGAAGAGAAGUCCGAGACGCAGCCCGGGACAGAUAAAAAGGAAUUUAUCCUGUGAAGAGAUUGCCAGACCCAGACGCUCCACCCCCACACCAAGUCCUGCACCUGAGAUGCCAAGUGAGAGGCUGUCGCAGAACGUUCCUGCCUUUUUUGGGCUGCCUUCAGAGACAAAAUAUGCCAGAUAUGAUGUGGUCCCAACUGAAGUAUGGGGAGAAUCAAGACCAUGCUCAGAAUCACAGCUGAGCAGAAGUUUCCCGACAGGAGCCCCUCCUCCGCUUCCUCCAAAAAACAUUCCAUCAAGAAGUCAUUACGGCUAUUCUUCGGACUCUGCUGCUGAUCUACCCAAUGGAAGGGCAUCUCGGAGGUCUGCCCCCAUCUACCUGAACGUGCUGUCCCCCGCCUCUUACCGAGGCUCCCCGGCCCCUGACCUAGACGACGUGUUCGGCCCCACGGACAGCACCCACACCAGUGAGGAAACGAUGUCUCCCAGAUGGGUUAUUUUCACCAGCAACAGACCGCCGCCGCCUGAUGAGCCCGCACCCCCUCCCCCACCGGACUCUCCUCCUCCAGACACGCCCUCGUCCACCCCCUCCACCCCCUGUCUCUCUCCAGGUCCGCCGCCAAAUGAGCCCCCGCCUUCGCCUCCUUUGCUUUCUCCCGGGUCUCCUCCUCCUUUCACGCCACCAGAAUCCCCCUCUUCCAUCGUGCUCGGACCUCCUCCUCCAGAUGAACCAGCCCCUCCCCUGCCUCCCGACUUCUCCCCCUCUAGUUCGCCUCCAAUAUGCUUCGACCACGAGGCGAUCGAUGAGGAGGUGCUGCAGUUUGCGGAGUACUCUGCGUCCCCUGUCCCCAUCAGCCCUGUGCCCCCUCUGCCAGCAGAGCGGAGGUCUCCUCGGCCAGGAGUCACAUCACCCCUGGUCCUGGGGUGCAUGGGGGGAAAGAGGACUCCAGAGGGAGCAUACCUGAGAGAUGAUAUCCCAGAUUUUGUGGGUUCACCCAGAGAGCUGACACCGAGCUUCAGGGGCACGCCACCUCCUCUUCCUCCAACCACCUACAGGUCUAUUAUGUCUUCCCCAGGGCCCUCCUCCGGCAGCAGCCCCUCGUCCCCAGCCCGUCCCACCACGCCUCAGUCUCGAGGCAGCCUCGUCCCCCCGCCUCCUCCUCCUCGACCGUCCUCGCGACCAAAGCUGCCCCCAGGGAAACCAAUCACAGACCUGACUCGGCCCUUCAGUCCUCCAGUUUCAGGCAGCCCCCCACCUUUCGCCCCCCUGGCCCGGGCAGAGAGCUCUUCCUCCAUCUCCUCCAUUAUCUUACAGAGUGCAUCGUCCACUCCAACCUUAGGAAGGGACCUUAACAUGUCCGCCACAGAGGCCUCACAGCCUCUGGUAUGGUUUGACCACGGCAGGUUUUAUUUAGCUUUUGAAGGAUGCUCCAGAGGACCCAGUCCGCUCACCAUGGGACCCCAGGACACUCUGCCAGUGGCAGCUGCCUUCACAGAAACCAUCAAUGCCUACUUCAAAGGCGCAGACCCCAGCAAAUGUGUUGUGAAGAUCACAGGGGAGAUGGUGCUGUCUUUCCCUGCCGGCAUAACCAGGCAUUUUGCCAGCCACCCAAUUCAACCCAUCCUCACCUUUAGCAUCAGCAAUUACAGCCGACUGGAGCAGAUCCUUCCCAAUCCACAGCUGUUGUGCUGUGAUUCCACAACAGACAGUGUAGACACAAAGGAGUUCUGGGUGAAUAUGCCAAACUUGAUGAGUCAUCUGAAAAAAGUGGCUGAACAGAAGCCUCAGGCAACAUACUACAACGUGGACAUGAUCAAAUAUCAGGUGUCAGCAGAGGGGAUCCAGUCCACUCCUCUGAACCUGGCGGUGAGCUGGCGAGGCGACAGCACCAACACAGACCUUAGAAUUGACUACAAAUACAACACAGAGGCCAUGGCGGCCCCCGUGCCACUACACAACAUCCAGUUCCUGGUUCCUGUGGAUGGAGGCAUGGCCAAACUCCAGGCCAUGAUCCCCCCCGCUACCUGGAAUCCAGAGCAGCAGACAAUACAGUGGAAAAUCCCCAGUCUCUCUCAUAGAUCUGAAAAUGGAGGAGUAGGGGCUCUUCUGGGCCGGUUCCAGAUGACAGAAGGUCCCUGUAAACCCUCACAGCUGGCAGUCCAGUUCAGCAGUGAGGGAUGCACUCUGUCGGGGUGCGACAUCCAGCUGGUUGGGACAGGCUACCGGUUAUCGCUGAUCAAGAAGAGAUUUGCUGCAGGGAAAUAUUUGGCGGAUAAUUAGUGGACCUUUUUUGUGAACGGAACCAAAAGAAUCAAUGGCUUUUGACUGUGAAGAUUAUGGAUCCAUCCCAUGUUUAGUGCAUUUGAAACUUUCUUGAGCAAACAUUUGAAUUAAUGGUUGAGAUUUAAGAGAAUAACACAACACAAAAGCAGAUGAUAUUUGAGUUUGUAAUAUAAUUUUCAGUAGACUGACUGCUGCUGAGUUUAUGCAAGUAAAUACAAAUCAUUAGUUUUGUGCACUUGGAACACAUACGGGCUUAGGUAGAAUAAUACAUAGGGAAGCUCUGAUUCUUUGUUCUUGUUUUCAUACUUGUGGAUUCAUAGAGUGAUCCAGCCUUAUUCAUUGCAUUCUAACUGGUCGUCAUUGCAAAUGCACUGUAAAAGAUAAUGUGAAUAGAUGAUACAAUAUUAAAACAAUCUUAAACAAGGUGUAAAAGACUGGAAAUGCAAAAAA
Messenger RNA from Etheostoma cragini (Arkansas darter), 3568 nucleotides. RefSeq names its product SH3GL interacting endocytic adaptor 1b (gene sgip1b). Bases 425 to 3115 code for a protein of 896 amino acids. Lineage: Eukaryota; Metazoa; Chordata; Actinopteri; Perciformes; Percidae. The record is from RefSeq and is a predicted model, not a curated record. Gene Ontology annotation, biological process: clathrin-dependent endocytosis; regulation of endocytosis; plasma membrane tubulation. Gene Ontology annotation, cellular component: cytoplasm; endosome; clathrin-coated vesicle. Gene Ontology annotation, molecular function: phospholipid binding. The transcript has 24 exons.